GUUAUCAAAUGGGGCAGCUCCUAAUCGGCCAAGAGACUGUGAACUCUGUUACCUAAGGGGCUGCUGGUGACUUUGGGCUGCUAAUCAUGGCUUUCCACAGGCACACAGGGCCUGGCAGUUACACUGUGGGCACCAUGUCGGAGCGCUUUGACUGCCACUACUGCCGUGACCCUCUGCAAGGAAAGAAGUACGUACAGAAAGAGGGCCGCCACUGCUGUGUCAAGUGCUUUGAAAAGAUCUGUGCCAACACCUGCAUUGAGUGCAAGAAACCCAUUGGAGCUGACUCCAAGGAGUUACAUUUCAAGAACCGUUACUGGCAUGACAGCUGCUUCCGCUGCUUCAAGUGCUAUACGUCCUUGGUCAAUGAGCCCUUCAUGCUAAGGGAGAACAACAAGGUUUGGUGUAGCAACUGCACUGCCACCGAGGAUGCACCCAGGUGUAAGGGCUGCUUCAAGCCCAUUAUUGCAGGAGACCAAAAUGUCGAGUACAAGAAGAUGGUCUGGCAUAAGGACUGUUUCACUUGCAGCCAGUGCAAGCAAGUGAUUGGAUCUGGGAGCUUCUUCCCCAAGGGUGAUGACUUCUACUGUGUCUCCUGCCACGAGCAUAAGUUUGCCAAGACCUGUGCUAAAUGCAAGAAUCCCAUCACUUCUGGAGGCCUCACUUACCAGGAACAGCCUUGGCAUUCGGAGUGUUUCAUUUGCUCCAACUGCAAGAAGCAACUGGGUGGGAAGCGCUUCACAGCUGUAGAGGAUCAGUUUUACUGUGUUGACUGCUACAAGGAGUGUGUUGCCAAGAAGUGUGCUGGCUGCAAGAAUCCUAUUACAGGAUUUGGAAGAGGAACCAGUGUGGUUAACUACGAAGAUGAGUCCUGGCACGAUUAUUGUUUCAAAUGCACAAGGUGUGCCCGUGGUCUGGCCAACAAGCGCUUUGUUUGCCAUAAUGGAAAAAUUUACUGUGCUGAGUGUCCCAAACGACUGUAAGGAGCAAACAGCAACUGCUGUAA
Molecule: messenger RNA, 1003 nt
Organism: Cariama cristata (Red-legged seriema)
Lineage: Eukaryota; Metazoa; Chordata; Aves; Cariamiformes; Cariamidae
Gene: FHL1
Product: four and a half LIM domains 1
Exons: 6
Coding region: 87-980 (297 amino acids)
Biological process (GO): muscle organ development
Molecular function (GO): transmembrane transporter binding
Source: RefSeq, a predicted model, not a curated record